UUGGGUCUCCAUACAACUCAUGCCACAUUUCCACUACUCUCUUUUUAUUGCAAAUCUUAGAUCUACCGCAACCCUUUUCUCUCAUAAGACAAACAACAAAAACUUUCAAUUGAAUAAAAAGGGCUUAUAGAAAACCAAAGGGCCAAAAAAGAAGGUCAAGAAUUGACAAUAGAGAAAGGACCCUAUACCCCUGUACUUCCAAUAAGGAUUAUCCAAGAAUGUUGAUGGGUCGGGUCAGAAAAUAUUAAGAAUACCCGAAAAAGUAUGGAACAAUGACCUUUGGUUUAAUCCUCAAUGUGGGUUGAAUCUUUUUUUCAAGAUUGAUAAAGAAAAUAGUAACUUUGAAACUGUUAAUAGAAGUUGGGAAAACAGGUGAUUUUUCCUAAAUUUACUUUGUUGUGAGGGAAAGAAGUGUGUAUUUAAGGUUUCCAAAAGUGGGUUUUUGGGUUUUGUUGUUAUAACAAUGUGGUUUGGACUGCAGAGGCGGAUUCAGGAUUUGAACUUUUUGGGUUCUGGAUUUUAGGACACGACUUCUAGUGCUAGUAAUGGGGUUCUGAAUUUUGAUUUUUGUACGUAUGUAGUGAUACUUUUAACACAUUUAAGAUUUAGACCAAAGCUAUUGGGUUCUGCUAAACCCGCACGUUAUACAACGGAAAGAGUGCAAGAAGUGUAUGACUCAAAGGAUAAACUUAACAAGUGGUGAAAAGCGUCUUUGGUUGAUCAGAGCGAGUGAACUGUGCUUAGUCAAUAAAGCAAAGAGUGAACUUGAGAAGGUGUUGUUGGUGUUUGGGUGGGGUUAAGAUGGAGCUUGAGCUGGAUUUGAGGGAGAUUUUAAUGAAAAUAUCAGAUGAAAAGAACAAAGAUGAUGAAUAUGCAAACGUUGAUUCAGAAAAGAGUGAGUUUGCUACUGCAGUUGAUGAACAGUUGUUCAAUGGUACUGAGGCUGAUGAUUUUGUUUUCAUUAAUAGACACUCUAAGAAAUUUGAUGGUAAGAUAAGUCCGGACCUCAAUGAAUGUAUCGUGAAGGAUGAUCACAAUGACAAACAUUUGACGUCAAGUUUGGUUAGGGAAGAUGAGAAUAAUAGAAAGAGGAAACGAGAGUCUUACACAGACUUGCUGACGUGGCUUACUAAUGUUGCGAUAGAUCCUUGUGAUCCUGCCAUUGGGUCGUUGCCAGAAAGGUCUAAGUGGAAGUUUUACGGGAAUGAUGUAAUGUGGAAGCAGGUUCUGGCGCUACGAGAUGAAAUGCUUUUGAAAAAGAGCGCAGAUACAAGUGCUCAAUGCUCGAUAUGGGAGAUAAAACAGAAGAUGCAUCCAUCUAUGUAUGACGAUAAUGCUUCUCUUGAGAGAGUUAGAUGCAGCAAGCGAGUCCUACUCACUAAAAAUCCAUUGAAGAAGGCACCUUUUUCAGCAUUAUCAUCCUCAAGUUCUCCAAGUGAUGAGGAUCCGAUUGAUGGAGCCGCUGAUUCUUCUGCAGAGUCAGGAAUUGGUCUUUUGUGGAACCAGCGUCGAAAACGAAUACCAGUUGGUCCACAGUUCCAAGCAGAUAUUCCUGAAUGGAAACAGGAGAAAUGUGAAAGUGAAAGUGACUCCAAGUGGUUGGGUACCCGAAUCUGGCCACUUGACAAACAAGAACAAAAAAGAAUGUUAAUCGAAAGAGAUCCUAUAGGAAAGGGAAGGCAAGAUACAUGUGGCUGCCAAUACCCUACUUCUUAUGAAUGCAUCAACUUUCAUCUUUCCGAGAAACGGAAGAAGGUUAAACUUGAGUUGGGAUCAGCCUUUUAUCGGUGGAAAUUUGAUUCGAUGGGUGAAGAAGGUGCUCUUUCUUGGACAAAUGAAGAAGAAAAGAAAUUCCAGGAUAUAGCGACAAUGAACCCUUUGUCGACGGACAAGAGUUUUUGGAAUGAAAUAUUCAAGUUAUUUCCUAACAGAAGCAGGGAAUCCUUGGUGAGCUACCACUUUAAUGUCUUUCUUUUACGGCAAAGAGGCCAUCAGAAUCGGACUACUGCAAGUAAUAUCGACAGCGAUGAUGAUGAACCACAGUAUGGACCUAGAACUAAUUGUUUCGGAAGGGAUUCUACAUUCUCCAUCUUUUGUUCCCCGAAGAAAGCACAUCUAGAUCCUAGAUAGUAAUUGAAUGUUUAUAUACCACGUUGCUGUUCAGAAAUGUAGAUUGCAGGUUUUUUAAAGUCAGUUGCAAAGUGCAGAUAUACAUGAUACCAUCUGAAAAUUGUAUAUUUUGAGUUGGUGGAUUUUUUGGUUACAAGAAAUGUUGAAGGAUAUCAUUCUUCUUACCCUUUUUGGCAUACACAGUUUACUUUCCCUACUUUGUCAUUGUUCAAAUCACUGAUCAAGAAUGUUACUAAUGUGAUGAUUUGCUCUA
This is a messenger RNA of Lycium ferocissimum, 2383 nucleotides long. Its product is annotated as AT-rich interactive domain-containing protein 1-like. The transcript is spliced from 3 exons. The coding region runs from base 802 to 2130 and encodes 442 amino acids. Lineage: Eukaryota; Viridiplantae; Streptophyta; Magnoliopsida; Solanales; Solanaceae. The record is from RefSeq and is a predicted model, not a curated record.